Molecule: messenger RNA, 1817 nt
Organism: Dermochelys coriacea (leatherback sea turtle)
Lineage: Eukaryota; Metazoa; Chordata; Testudines; Dermochelyidae
Gene: POLG2
Product: DNA polymerase gamma 2, accessory subunit
Exons: 9
Coding region: 403-1773 (456 amino acids)
Biological process (GO): mitochondrial DNA replication
Cellular component (GO): cytoplasm; mitochondrion
Source: RefSeq, a predicted model, not a curated record
GCAACUACCACGCAUGCGCUGGGCGCGUGACCUUGCCGCAGCACAGGACGCAAGUCCCAGAGCGUUCUUCUUCCGCUCGCUGGGUUUAGCGGCGGUCGCCUGCCGCAUCGCCCGUUCCCAAUCCAGUGCGCAUGCGCUCCUAGAAGCUUUCCCCCCCCAUCUCUCCUGUUAGACGUCGGGGCGUUCUUGUUCUUCCCCGCCCCGGGCGCUCUCAGGACCACCCUAGUGCUGAGCGGUUGCUCAGGGGUCAGGCUUUGAGGCAGGGCUCGGGUUGGGGUCCCCUGAAGGGGAGGCACCUGGGGCCUGACGUGGGCGCCUCCAAGAUCCAAUUGAGGCACAGGAGGGGUCCCUGGGGUGCAGGUGGGGCCACCCAGGCCUGCGGGGGGGGUCCCUGGGGUGCGGAUGCGGUCCCUCAGGCUUGCUCUGGGGCCCCUGUUGGCCCAGUUGCGGCCCUACGUGGGGGGGCCCUGCAGUAGUGCAGAGGGGCAGUAUUGGGAGGGCAGUGAGAUGCUGCUGGAUGUGUGCCGAAGGAGGCACUUUCUCAGAGGGGACCAGCAGCAGGCACUCACUUGGGACUCAUACCUGAAGGGCUGCCACCCAGGCUUUGGGCCCUUGGGGCUGGAGCUGAGGAAGAACUUGGCCGCCCAGUGGUGGGCUUCAGUGGUGGUUUCGAGGGAGCAAGUGUUUGCAGUGGAUUCUUUGCUACAUCGUGCGCCAGGAGCUAGCAUGCUGCCAACAGGGGAGGGUCUCAGGCUGAUGCAGGUUGGAGCCCUGCGUGAAAUCUUCCAGAAUAAAGAAUUAAACAAAGAGCAGAUAACUGCAGCUCUGGAAAACAUGCUAGGGAUGUCUGGGGUGCUGCGAGAGGACCUUCUUCAUGGUGCUCUAGAGCAAUAUAUUAACUGUCUAGAAUUGGUAAACAAGAGGCUGCCAUGUGGACUUGCUCAGGUUGGAGUAUGUUUUCAUCCUGUUCUGGACAUUGAGCCUCAAAAUGACAACAUCACAAGAAUAGGCGAAAGGACAAUGUCUUCCCUUGUAUGGUUUAGCUCCGCCAGAACUGCAGGACAGUGGCUUGAUUACUGGUUACGCCAGCGGCUCCAGUGGUGGAGAAAGUUUGCGAUAGGCCCAUCCAACUUCAGCAGCAGCCACUUUCAAGAUAAAGAGGGAAGAAAAGGAAAUAAUUUGUACUACAGCUUUCCUUGGGGAAAGGAACCAAUAGAAACAUUGCUGAGUCUAGGAGAUAAUGAACUGUUACAAAUGUAUCCAGGGAAUAAAUCAAAAUUACAUGGCCGAGAUGGAAGGAAGAACGUUAUUCCUCAUGCACUGUCUGUGAGUGGCAAUCUGGACCAAGGAGUGCUAGCAUAUCUUUGUGAUUCUCUGCAGCUAACUGAGAGCUCUCUAAUAAGAAAGAAAACUCUUCAAAGAAAGGUACUUAAGCUUCACCCUUGUUUAACACCAAUAAAAGUUGCUUUGGACGUUGGAAGAGGCCCAACAAUGGAGCUGAGACAGGUGUGUCAGGGGCUGUUCAAUGAAUUGAUAGAGAAAGGAAUUUCUGUGUGGCCUGGGUAUCUUGAAACCAUGCAGACACCUCUGGAGCAACUCUAUGCAAAGUAUGAUGAGAUGAGUGUCCUCUUCACAAUCUUGAUCAGUGAUGCUACUCUGGAGAAUGGAGUGGUUCAGCUGAGAAGCAGAGACACCACCAUGAAAGAAAUGAUGCACAUCUCUCGAUUGAAGGAAUUUUUAACUAAGUACAUUACAGCAGCUAAAAAUGUAUAAAUUAGAACCUCUCUAAUAAAAGGAAUUUUGUAUCUGUGUUUAAA